GAGGUUUGGAUGCAAUUUGAUCCAAAAAAUGUAUAUAUCUCCAGCAAGAACCUGUCUGGAAACCACAUGGACUAUUACCCAUGAAAGAUUCACAGUAAUAUCCAUAACAACUAUAAAAGAUCCACAGUAAUGGUCUUAAAACGUCUUCAUAUCAAAUAUUAUGAAAAAGAAGUAGUUGUCAACUUCUAAAUUUGUCAUUUCUGCAAGAAGUGGUUGUCAAAUCCCUGAAUGCCAUUGAAAAAUAUGUCACUUUGUUUCCAUGGAAAGAUAAAAUGGACAGUGAUUGAGUAAGAUUUUCUUAAAUUUGUAGAGGCAUUGACUAUUGAGUCAUUGAGUGUUGCAUCCUUCUAAAGGAGAAAAAGGUGAACAAAGAAAUGGUUAGCUCCUUCUCCUUGGAGAAAGUAGAAUCUCCACCCCAGUUUUCCGAAAACCGUCAAUCCAAUAUCAGGAUGGAGGAGAUUGUAAAAGGAGAUGAAGAAGUGAACGACAACCCAAUAGAGGAAGUAAGAUUGACAGUUCCAAUUACAGAUGAUCCAACAGAACCAGCAUUAACGUUUAGAACAUGGGUUCUUGGGAUAGCAUCAUGUGCACUUCUUGCUUUUGUCAACCAAUUCUUUUCAUACCGUUCAAAUCAGCUCUCUGUUGGAUCUGUUUCAGCACAAAUUGUUGUUCUCCCACUUGGAAAGCUCAUGGCUAAAGUACUUCCAACAAAACAGAUUAAAAUUCCAUUGACAAAAUGGUCAUUUUCGUUGAAUCCAGGGCCUUUCACUUUGAAAGAACACGUUUUGAUUACUAUAUUUGCAAGUUGUGGAGCAGGUGGUGUUUAUGCAGUGAACAUUAUUACUGCUGUUAAGGCCUUCUACAGAAGGCCUCUCAAUCCUGUUGCAGCUAUGUUGCUUGUACAAACAACUCAGUUGCUCGGGUAUGGAUGGGCUGGUAUUUUCAGAAAAUAUCUUGUGGAUUCACCAUACAUGUGGUGGCCCUCAAAUCUUGUCCAAGUCUCUCUACUCAGGGCAUUAAAUGAAAAGGAGAAGAGGCCAAAAGGAAGACUCACUAGGCUGCAAUUCUUUACUAUUGUUUUCAUAUCAAGCUAUGCCUAUUAUAUCAUUCCAGGCUACCUUUUCCCUUCCUUAUCUACAAUCUCCUUUAUUUGUUGGAUAUGGAAGGACUCUGUCACUGCGCAACAGAUCGGUUCAGGGCAAAAUGGGCUUGGUAUUGCCUCCUUCGGCCUGGACUGGUCAACUGUUGCUGGGUUCUUGGGGACUCCUCUAGCCGUGCCUUUCUUUGCUAUUGCAAACACUCUUGCUGGUUUUUUCUUGGUUCAGUAUAUAAUUGUGCCUAUUUCUUACUGGACUAAUAUGUAUGAUGCUAAAAAAUUCCCCAUUUAUUCUUCUCACACUUUUGACAGUGACGGUCAGACAUACAACAUUAGUCGAAUUCUGAAUCAGAAAAAUUUCGACAUUAAUCUAGAUGCUUAUAACAAUUACAGCAAGCUUUAUCUCAGCAUUCUGUUUGCAUUCAAUUAUGGACUCAAUUUUGCAGCAGUGGCGGCUACUGUUUCACAUGUUGCACUCUUUGAAGGAAAGACAAUUUGGACCUCGUGGAAGAAGACUACGGGUGCAUUCAAAAAUCAAUUUACUGAUGUGCAUACAAGAUUAAUGAAGAAGAACUAUGAAGAAGUCCCUCAAUGGUGGUUUGUUACACUUUUGGUUAUAUCUGUGGCUCUUAGCUUUCUAGCUGUGGAAGGUUUUAAUAGGCAAUUACAACUUCCCUGGUGGGGACUUCUCCUGGCCUGCAGCAUUGCUCUCUUUUUCACCCUGCCUAUCGGUGUGGUUCAGGCCACGACAAACAUGCAAAUGGGGCUAAAUGUGAUCACAGAAUUGAUCAUCGGAUACAUGUAUCCAGGGAAGCCUCUUGCAAAUGUGGCUUUCAAGACAUAUGGUUACAUCAGCAUGUCUCAAGCCCUCUAUUUGGUGCAAGAUUUCAAAUUAGGCCACUAUAUGAAAAUACCUCCGAAAUCUAUGUUUCUUGUUCAGUUAGUUGGAACAAUAGUUUCUUCAACUGUCUACUUUGGGACAGCAUGGUGGCUUCUGUCAACUGUUGAAAACAUAUGUCUCCCAGAUUUAUUACCAGAGGGAAGUCCAUGGACAUGCCCCGGGGACGAUGUCUUUUACAAUGCAUCAAUCAUAUGGGGAGUGAUAGGCCCUCUCAGAAUGUUUGGGAAGUUAGGUGUCUACUAUAAGAUCAGCUGGUUCUUCCUGAUAGGCGCACUUGCCCCAGUGCCUGUAUGGUUAUUGUCUCGCAAAUUUCCUGAGAAGAAAUGGAUAAAGCUUAUUCACAUGCCUAUUUUCUUAUCAGCCACAUCAGGAAUGCCACCAGCUAGGGCUGUCCAUUACUGGUCUUGGGGAGCUGUUGGUGUAUUCUUCAACUUCUAUGUAUAUAGAAAGUACAAGGCAUGGUGGGCCAGACAUAACUAUAUUCUAUCAGCUGGUUUAGACGCUGGUGUAGCUUUCAUGGGAGUAGUAAUCUUCUUUGCCCUUCAAUCUCAGGAUAUCUAUGGUCCUCUGUGGUGGGGUCAGGAUGCAACUGACCACUGUCCGUUCGCAAAAUGCCCUACUGCUCCUGGGAUUGCUGUGGAGGGAUGCCCUGUUUUCUAGUGACCUACAAAAGAGAAACAUAAGUGGAAGGCAGGGAAAUAGAUGUAUUAAUCUCUCUUAUAAUUAAGUGUAUCGAAUUAUUAAUAGCAACUAUAUCUUGUCAUCUGUAAAUAUUUCAUCUUUUUUUUUUUCACCGUCUUUUGGUUGUACUUGCUGUGUGGAAUCAGAAUCCAAGAAUCCUUCUAACUUGCCGCAGUUUUAA
Molecule: messenger RNA, 2859 nt
Organism: Jatropha curcas
Lineage: Eukaryota; Viridiplantae; Streptophyta; Magnoliopsida; Malpighiales; Euphorbiaceae
Source: RefSeq, a predicted model, not a curated record